Caenorhabditis remanei is the source of this 879-nucleotide messenger RNA. RefSeq lists its product as uncharacterized. The record is from RefSeq and is a predicted model, not a curated record. Bases 1 to 879 code for a protein of 292 amino acids. The transcript is spliced from 7 exons. Lineage: Eukaryota; Metazoa; Nematoda; Chromadorea; Rhabditida; Rhabditidae.
AUGCCAUUUGUGUUGGCUCUCGUCGCAUGCCGACACUCAAAACUCAGUGAUAACGAUUUUUAUGAGAGUCUGAUAAAACGAGAUGGUGUGUCCUGCCUUCUUCUCGCCUCCACUUUCAGCUACGCUCAAGACUUGUCAUGCGUCGACGCGAAAUUCCAAGCGUGUCAAUACAACAUGGCCAUGAACUUGGGAUUGAAUGACACCGUAUCUGCUCAGCUAUUCAAGGACUACACCAUCAUGUACAACUAUUUCUUGUACAUGUUCGGAAGAAAUCCAGGACAGACUGCUGAUAUGUUGACUGUUUGCAACAGCCUCGAGACCUUCAAUCUCUGCAUGCACGGAAACCGUGGAUGUCUUGAUAUUUCGAAUUUGAUCAAGAAAACAGACAUUAACAAUGCUUACGCCGUGGAAGCCACCUACCGACAAUACUCGUCCUUCAAUUGUGGCCCAGGAAUUAAUACCCUCGAACACGAAGGUCUCACCUGCCCACAACGUGUUCUCAACACUCGACAGAACAUUCUCCAAGGAUGCGUCCAAACCUAUAUCACUAACACCGCCAAUGACGCUACCAACGGUUGCAAAUACGGUCAAGAUCUCAUGAACUGCUGGUCCGCUCCAUUCCAGGCUGCCUCAUGUCGCCGUGAAAAUGGAGUUGCCACGUGGUGGGCUUGUGAACAGAAUAAGGUUUUCGUCAAGACUACUUUCCCUAGCUGCCCAUUGGCUUGCGAUGAGAAAUUCGGACCAUUCUUCGGUGCAAGUGCUUCGUGGCUCGAUACUCACCACAAGAUUGUUGAAGGAGAACAUUGGUUCAAGAUGCCUGAUACCGUGGAGAAACGAGACGGACAACUGGUCACUGUUGAUGGAGUUUGGCUCAAAUAA